AUAUAUAUUUUCUGUUAUAUUGAAUAUAAGUUUUAUUGUAUAGUAAUCAUUUUAUUUUAGAUAAUGCAUGUUUAGUUUUUAUUUUAAAUGUGAUAUAUACUUUUUUAAUAUGAUAUAUACAAUUUCUUUAAUAAUAUUAUAUUAUUAUGUUUUAUUUUUUAUUGUAGUUAUAUACGUUUUCUUGUAUGAUAUAUAUUUUUUGUUGUCUACAGUAUAUUAUUUAUUUAAGAUGAUAUUUAGUUUCUAUUGGGAAAUUUGAAUUUAUAUGCUUAAAAUACCAUAUUAUUUUUCCCCUAAAUCCAAACUUAAUAAAAUUGGUAAUAUAUGACCAAUUUACCAAAUUUCCAAAUUUAACCCUCUCAUUUGAAAUUCAACCUCUCUCUCUUCCUCACUCUUCUCUCAAACGGUAUCCCCUAAAAAACCCAAAACCCCAACUCAGCCCGUCGAACCACCGAGCAACCGAGCAACUCGCAACCCAACUCAGCCACAGCCGUCGAACCACCGGCGUGGAACCUGAACCCGACCAACCGAGCAACUCGCAACCCGACCCCCACUCCGAAAAUGUCAAAGGUAAGUGGUUUUUUUUUUGUUUUUUUUCUUAGAAAUGGUUUAUAGAUUUAUUUAGUUUGAGUUGUGAAAUAUUAUUGGUAAGAUUUAAGAAAUUUAUUGUGAAAAUGGGAUUCGGAUCCGUAAAAAUUGGAUUUUGACUGUAAAAAAUGGUGAAUAUGCGUUCGGAUUUGGGGGGGAAGAAGGUGGCCCGAUGGGGAAGAAGGUGGCCCGAUGGUCUAUUUGGUAUGGGCCCGAUGGUCCAAUAAAGUGGGCCCGAUGGUCUAUCUGGUAGGGCCCGAUGGUUCAAUAAGUAGGUCCGAUGGUCCUAUUUGGUAUGGGCCCGAUGGUCCAAUAAAGUGGGCCCGAUGGUCCGAUAGGGUACCAAUCGAACCCAUCGGUCCAAUUGGACCCAAUUUUUUUUUUUUUUUCGUUUUUUUAAAUAUUAAUGGGGCCGAUGCUUAGUAAUUAUUUUGUAUGGGUCCGAUGGCUACCAAUCGGACCUCACAGUGGGUCCGAUUUGUAGCCAUCGGACCCUUGGGUUGAUUUUUUUUUUUUUUUGGUUUUAUUAAUUAGUAAUUAUUAUUUAUUGAAUAUUGUUUUUUUUAUUAAUUAUUGUUUUAGUAUUAAUUAUUGUUUUAGUAUUAAUAAUUGUUUUAUUAUUAAUUAUUGAUUAUUGUUUUUCUAUUAAUAAUAAUUUUAUAUUAUUUACUAGGUAUUGUUUUAUAUUAAUAGUUGUUUUAUAUUAAUUAUUAAUUAUUUUUUAUUAUUAAUUAUUAAUAAUUGUUUUACAUUAAUUAUGAAUAAUUGUUAUAUUAAUAAAUUGUUUAUUAAUAAUUGUUUUAUAUUAAUGAUUGAUAAUUAUUUUAUUAAUAAUUUUUUUAUUAUUAAUGAUUAAUUAUUGUUUUGUUAUUAAUUAUGAAUUAGUGUUUUUUUUCUAUUAAUAAUCCUUCUAUUAAUAAUUUUUUUUAUUAUUAAUGAUUAAUUAUUUUUUGUUAAUUAUUAAUUAAUGUUUAUUAUUAAUUAUUAACUAUUGUAUUAAUUUGUAUUGUUUUAUUAAUUAUUAUUUUUUUACUAAUUAUUAAUUAUUAAUUUGUAUUAUUUAUUAAUUAUUUUUUUAUUAUUAAUUAUUAAUUUUUGUAUUAAUUUUUAUUGUCUCAUUAAUUUUUUAUUAUUUAUUGAUUAUUGUUUUAUUAUUAAUGAUUAAUUAUUGUAUUAUUUUUUAUUGUUUUAUUAUUUAUUAAUUUUUUACUAAUUAUUAGUUAUUAAUUAUUAAUUUUUGUUAAUUAUUAAUUAAGGUUUAUUAUUAAUUAUUAUUUUUUUACUAAUUAUUAAUUAUUAAUUUGUAUUAUUUAUUAAUUAUUGUUUAUUAUUAAUUAUUAUUUUUUGUAUUAAUUUUUAUUGUCUUAUUAAUUUUUUAUUAUUUAUUGAUUAUUGUUUUAUUAUUAAUGAUUAAUUGUUGUUUAUUUAUAGGUUUAGGGUGUAAUAUAAUUUUUUUUUUCAGUCUUCCAAAGUUCCACGACUUUUACUGCCAGUGUCUGAACAUUACACUGGUCGUGUUACUUGGCGGGGCGGUAGUUACUAUUACCCCAAAGUAAAAGCCAAGUUUGUACAAAUGCAGUUGUUGGAAAGGGUGAAGGAGGAAUCCCCUUUCAACAAUUUUUUUGAGAGAGAGCCAUUAGCGUUUUCAGGUGCUCUUAUCCAUCAGCUCUUCAUGCAUAAGAUAAAAUCAGAUAAAGAUGAUGAGGUGCAUUUUUAUAUUGCAAAGAAGAGAUGCCGAUUCGGCCGAACUGAGUUUGCCUUGGUGACUGGGCUUAAUUUGUUACGUGGACCGACUGAGGCUGAGGUUUCGGAGAGGGCGACGUCAGACCGUUUGAUAGUAGAAUAUUUUAAUGGGGAUCCAUCUAUCAGCAUUGGUCGUCUGCGCAGCGUCUUUGAGAGUUGCACUGAGAAGGAUGAUUGUUACAAGUUGGGUUUGGUGCUGUUCGUGAUGGGUGUUCUGACUGGGAAAGAAGAGAAGAACCUGGUUCCCCCAUUUAUCAUUAGAAUGGUUGAGGACCUCCCUUUUUUCUACAAUUACCCGUGGGGGAAAAUUUCUUUCAACUUGUUGAAAGAUACUUGGAGUAAGGACUUCGUACAAAAGAAAAAGCAUAUGGAUGAGAAGAUUGUGAAGGGAACGACUCAGAAGGAGUCAAAGUAUUCGGCCUAUGGAUAUGCUGUAGCAUUGCAGUAUUGGGCUUAUGAGUCCAUCCUCGAGCUUGCUGAGAAAUUUGCAAUCAGAAGAUCGCAUCGCUUUCCCCGAAUGGUGAACUGGGAGAGUAAGGAUGCCCCACUCGGGAAAGAGGAAGUCAUCAGAUUAUUUGCAAAAAAAUUGACAGUGUACUCCGUUUUAUGUCCGCGGAGUAAUGAGGCCGAGUUUUUGAGCCACGUCACUGGAGGUGAGGCGCCUCUAUUUGUGGAUAUGGAAGAAUUGGUUAUUGGCGAUGAUGGUCAGCCUACUCAGGAUAGUUUGCGCAGCCAAGCUUCAAAGCUUGCACUCACGCUAGAACAGCGAGCGGAGGAAGCUGGAAUCUUCAGAGAUGAUACACCACCACAUUCUCCACCAUCAGGGGCCCGUUCUGUUCCACCGUCUGCCUCAAUGCCCGAUUCUCGCAUCUAUGCCGCAACGGCAUCUAUUCCCGGCACCUCACGGCCUCGGGUGCCAAUAUCUUCUCGCCAUAUUGGCAAGAUUGGAGCGUGUUGA
This is a messenger RNA of Cannabis sativa, 3289 nucleotides long. RefSeq lists its product as uncharacterized. The record is from RefSeq and is a predicted model, not a curated record. The transcript is spliced from 2 exons. Bases 2162 to 3289 code for a protein of 375 amino acids. Lineage: Eukaryota; Viridiplantae; Streptophyta; Magnoliopsida; Rosales; Cannabaceae.